Cotesia congregata is the source of this 2712-nucleotide messenger RNA. The record is from the annotation of a GenBank genome assembly. Lineage: Eukaryota; Metazoa; Arthropoda; Insecta; Hymenoptera; Braconidae.
AUGAAAAUGAAAAAAAUUCCAAUACAAAUUUUUAUUCUAAUUAACUUUUUAUAAAAAUUAAAUAAAUUUACAGUUGUCAAUUAACUUCAACAUUAUAAUUACAAGCCAUAAAAUUUAUUUAUUUUUUUCAUUAAAAUACGCGACUCUAAAACAACUACCCGAGCUCGUCAGACCCUACCAACGGACUUGGAGAUAACCCGGAUGGCCGAUGGCACAACAAGUGUCAUAGCCAAGCGCAAUUACCAGCGAGGAAUGACCUUCGGCCCGUUUGAAGCAAAACGAAACUGGGCAAUGAACCCCGCAAUUAAUUUCACAAUAAAAAUCUUCGGAGAGUCUAUCAACAACACUUAUUAUCUAGACUACUCCGACGAAGACACCAGCAACUGGAUGUGCUUCAUCCCACCGGCAACCAACGCCAAGGAGCAGAAUUUAAUUUGCUAUCAGUCUAACCAAGAAAUUUAUUACACUGUCAUGAGAGAAAUUCCCGUUGGAGAAGAGCUGAGGGUCUGGUACGCGCCCUACUACGCCCAGAAGAUGAAGAUGCCCUUGCACGUCAAUAAUAGAGCUCUCCCUCCUCUUCAGCCGAUAACAGCUGAUGAAAAAGAUUCCGUAGAGAUUUUAGACGUAGCCCUGGCUCAAGACUUAGCAGAUAGACUUCCUCCGACGAAGCUCGGCGCAAAAGACGAAAAGAAAAUUUGGACUUGCCGAAUUUGCGCGGUGACUAUUAACUCAGUGGUUGCUUACGCCAAGCACCAGAUGAAUCAUCACUACAAGCCUCUAAUAGGAACUAUUUGUAUCAUUUGUAAUAAAAAAUUUUCAAAUUUUGCAACUCUAGAAAGGCACAGAGUUGAUUGUCACAGCUUAGAAAGUAAUGAAGAAAAUAUUGUCGGAAUUCCAACAACUGCUAACCAGCAGCAACAAAAUGCCGCGACUAUUUUGAACAUGAGCGAGCAAUUUAUGACCGAAAAAGAAAAUCAUGAUUUGUCAUUACUGGACAGUUCGAUUAACACCAAUGAUUUACUUCAUCAUCCUGGAAGUCUUAUAGAAAAUUCCUCCCUAAAAUCCAUUCUUGAAAAUCAAUGCUUAAAUAUGAACGUAAGUUCCAUGGCUGACUCUAUUUUAUCCGAGCACAUUUCAAGCGUGGAUUCUGUCAAGUUCAAUGUUGAAGAAUUGUCUUCAGAGCUGCUAGACAUAACUCCGGAUGACGAGGAAAAAAUUUCUGAUAAUUCAACUGAGAAUUUUGAUUGCGAUAUUUGUGGAAAAAAAUUCCUACGGGUACAUUAUCUGUACCGUCAUUUGCGCAAACAUACUGGAGAAUUUAUAUGCUCAACUUGUCUCUGUGUAUUUGCUAGGAAAGAAAAUUUAGUAUCACACGUUUGUGCAGCAACUAAGAGCCAGAGCAAAGGCUUUACUCGGUACCAGUGUUCAUAUUGUCCGAAAAAUUUUGCAAGAGAAAAAUAUUUAAAAAAUCACAUUAAGCGGCACUUUGAGCUUCACCGAUGCAGAAGAUGUUGGCAAAAAUUCUCGAACAAGUCCGAGUUGGACUCUCACAAGUGUGGGUCACCCAAGCAACCUUGUGGCCAGUGUGGGAAGAAAUUUUUCAACGCGAUUUAUCUGAAGCGUCAUAUCAAGAGGCACAAUGAGGCGCCGAAAGCUCAGAAGAAAAAAAAGCCUGGGGAAGAAAUAUCUUCGAUCUGCGAAAUUUGUGGAGAUAUUUUUAAAAAUCUUUGGAGUCUUCAACAGCAUCAAAAGUCGCACGGAGAAAAAGCUUAUGAGUGUGAAAUUUGCAAUCGACGUUUUCACAGAAUUGGUGUUUUGAAGGAACACAAAUUUACGCAUCAGAGCGCCGAGCUGCCUUGCAAUGUCUGUGGUAAGAAAUUCAAGAGCAAGAGAGCUCUUGAUGUUCAUGUUCUGCUGCAUGGGAACAAAAAGUACCAGUGCGAUAAGUGUGACAAGAGCUUUUUCCAAAAGUACAAUUAUUUGAAGCACUACAAACAAAUUCAUACUGAAAAAGUCUUGCAUAGUUGUCCUCACUGUUCUCUAACGUUCAUGAGUGAAAGCGCUUUUAAUAAACACGUUGCUGGUCAUGAUAAAAAUCUAGAAGGAUUUCCUUGUGAUGUUUGCAAAAAGUUUUUUCACUCUCAAGCUAAGGUUGCCAGGCAUAUGCAAAUUUGCCACAGUGGAAUUAUUUACAGGUGUCCGUUUUGCAAGUCCACUGUUAAGCACAGGCAUAGUUUGAGAAGACAUUUUGAAAGGCAGCACAAGGAUCUUACUGAUGAAUGGAGUAAGCCGGGAUUUUACAAACAACUUGAAGAAAAGUCAAUUGUUGAAAAUAGUGGGGAGAGUCCUGGUGAAGCAGGUACUUCUGAUCAAAUUUUGGUAAAACAGCAAGUUGCUGAAGAUGUUACGGAGCAUGUAGAAGCUAUUGAUGAAGUUGCUAAAUUAAUUGCAGAACCUGUAGCUGCAGAAUUUUCAAAGAACUUAAAUACAGUUCAAGAAAUUCAAGGGACUGAGAAUAUUCAAGAUUUGAUCCAAGAUGUUAAAAGUGUUGACCCGGAAGUUAACAGUCAGUUACUUAAUGAUGUUCCUCAACUAAGAAUUGAUUCAGAUUCACAAUUAGCUGAAACGGUCUUGAAUAAUACUUACAUUUUUGGCGAAGAUGGCGAUUUUGUCUUUUAUGUUCUAGAUAAUGAUACUAUUCUAGAAUCGUAA